GGCUCCUCGGAGCGAGGGGUCGGUUGGUCGGCUGCUUGUUGGUGCGGGCUCUAUUGUUAGGCGUGCGGGGCACCAUGAGGGGCGAUCGAGGCCGAGGACGUGGAGGGCGAUUCGGGUCGAGAGGCGGCCCGGGCGGAGGGUUCCGACCCUUUGUGCCGCACAUCCCAUUUGAUUUCUAUUUGUGUGAAAUGGCUUUUCCCCGGGUCAAACCAGCGCCUGAUGAAACAUCCUUCAGUGAGGCCUUGCUGAAGAGAAAUCAGGACCUUGCCCCUAAUUCUGCUGAACAGGCCUCUAUUCUCUCCCUAGUGACAAAAAUAAACAAUGUGAUUGACAAUUUGAUUGUGGCUCCAGGGACCUUUGAAGUGCAAAUUGAAGAAGUCCGACAGGUGGGAUCCUACAAAAAGGGAACCAUGACCACAGGGCACAAUGUAGCUGAUCUAGUGGUGAUCCUGAAGAUCCUGCCUACACUGGAAGCUGUUGCUGCCCUAGGAAACAAAGUUGUGGAAAGUCUAAGAGCACAAGAUCCUUCUGAAGUUUUGACCAUGCUGACAAAUGAAACUGGCUUUGAAAUCAGUUCUUCUGAUGCUACGGUUAAGAUUCUCAUUACAACAGUGCCACCCAAUCUCCGGAAACUGGACCCCGAACUCCACUUGGAUAUCAAAGUGUUACAGAGUGCCUUAGCAGCCAUCCGACAUGCCCGAUGGUUUGAAGAAAAUGCUUCACAAUCCACGGUUAAAGUUCUUAUUAGGCUGCUGAAGGACCUGAGGAUUCGUUUCCCUGGCUUUGAACCCCUCACACCCUGGAUCCUUGACCUACUAGGACACUAUGCUGUAAUGAAUAACCCCACCAGGCAACCUUUGGCCCUAAAUGUGGCAUACAGGCGAUGUUUGCAGAUCCUGGCUGCAGGACUGUUCUUGCCGGGCUCUGUGGGGAUCACCGACCCCUGUGAGAGUGGAAACUUCCGAGUACACACUGUCAUGACUCUGGAGCAGCAGGAUAUGGUGUGCUACACGGCUCAGACUCUAGUCCGAAUCCUUUCACAUGGUGGUUUUCGGAAGAUUUUGGGCCAAGAAGGCGAUGCUAGCUAUCUUGCUUCUGAAAUAUCUACCUGGGAUGGAGUAAUAGUGACACCUUCAGAAAAGGCCUAUGAGAAGCCACCAGAGAAGAAGGAAGGUGAGGAGGAGGAGGAGAACACAGAAGAACCACCUCAAGGAGAAGAGGAAGAAAGCAUGGAGACUCAGGAGUGACCAUCCCCUCUACACACCCCCCAUUUCAUUCUUCCAAGGGGCAGACUGGAGCCUACACUGCCAAUGGGCUUUCUGUGGAGGCAUUUCCAAGAGAUAGGUGAGACAGGGAAGGGAGACUUGAGCUGAUACUGGCUUAGUCACCAGACAUCCCUAUUAAUGUGUGCUCAGUGAAGUGAGGCAACGACUGCUUUUAAAGUUCUAGGGUCUUCAGCUCCUGGAAACUGCUCAGCAGUAAAUUUGAGUUGUUAAAAUGUGGUGAAUUGUUAGUGUCUGGAAACCCCCCCCCCCCCCCCAACAAAUAAUUGUAAUCCCUAUUAGGGCUUUUGCUCUGGUGUUUUUUUGUUAUUUUUUUUGCCAUCUGACACCUUUUUUUUGUCUUAUGUUGAAAAUGAGCGUCUAAUAAUUUGAAACUGUAUUUGAAUAAAAAUACAAAGACUUGGAACCUU
Suncus etruscus (white-toothed pygmy shrew) is the source of this 1693-nucleotide messenger RNA. RefSeq names its product interleukin enhancer binding factor 2 (gene ILF2). The coding region runs from base 75 to 1247 and encodes 390 amino acids. The transcript has 14 exons. NCBI's taxonomy places the organism in Eukaryota, Metazoa, Chordata, Mammalia, Eulipotyphla, Soricidae. The record is from RefSeq and is a predicted model, not a curated record.